This is a messenger RNA of Antechinus flavipes (yellow-footed antechinus), 1238 nucleotides long. RefSeq names its product keratin-associated protein 5-1-like. The record is from RefSeq and is a predicted model, not a curated record. The transcript has a single exon. Lineage: Eukaryota; Metazoa; Chordata; Mammalia; Dasyuromorphia; Dasyuridae. The coding region runs from base 1 to 642 and encodes 213 amino acids.
AUGAGCUGCUGUGGCUGUUCAGGAGGCUGUGGCUCCAGCUGUGGGGGCUGUGGCUCCAGCUGCUGUGUGCCCGUCUGCUGCUGCAAACCUGUGUGCUGCUGUGUGCCAGCCUGCUCCUGCUCUAGCUGUGGUGGAGGCUGCAAGGGGGGUUGUGGCUCCAGCUGUGGGGGCUGCUGCAAGCCCUGCUGUAGUCAAUCCAGCUGCUGCCAGUCCAGCUGCUGCAAGCCUGUCUGCUGCUGUGUGCCUGCUUGCUCCUGCUCCAGCUGUGGUGGAGGCUGUGGGGGUUGUUGCCAGUCCAGUUGCUGCAAGCCCUGCUGCUGCCAGUCCAGCUGCUGCAAGCCCUGCUGCUGCCAGUCCAGCUGCUGCAAGCCCUGCUGUAGUCAAUCCAGCUGCUGUCAGUCCAGCUGCUGCAAGCCAGUUUGCUGCUGUGUGCCUGCUUGCUCCUGCUCCAGCUGUGGUGGAGGCUGUGGGGGUUGUUGCCAAUCCAGCUGCUGCAAGCCCUGCUGCUGCCAGUCCAGCUGCUGUAAGCCCUGCUGUAGCCAAUCCAGCUGCUGUCAGUCCAGCUGCUGCAAGCCUGUCUGCUGCUGUGUGCCUGCUUGCUCCUGCUCCAGCUGUGGUGGAGGCUGUGGAGGUUGUUGCUAGUCCAGCUGCUGCAAGCCCGGCUGCUGCUAGUCCGGCUUAUGUGCUCUUCUUCCUACCAGUUUAAGAUCUGCUGCUCACCCCAUUCCCUUCCCUUCGACCUUAAUUUAAAGCAGUUGGCCUUCAGCAGGACCCCUCCUCCACUCCCAGCUCCCACCCAUACAGCCCCUUUCUCAGCAUCCUUUUGAUGACCCAGGAUCAGGAUUAUCUGGGAACCCCGAGUCAGGGAUUUCCUGAUCUCCUUACUUAGCUAAAAAGCAGCCCUGCCAUAGGAGUGCUCCCUAUCCCCUUCCCCCCAUCCUUCACACACUUCCCAACCUCCUCAGGCCAAGGGGACAUCGCCCUGCCAGGAAUACCCAGCAAAGGGUGCCCAGCACACCAUGCAGACCCCCGGGGAAUCUCUUGUUAUCUCCAAGGAUCAUCUGCCCUGCCCCUAGAGGUGGGGCCAUCACUGGGGAUUGCUGAGUUGCCUCCCAACAGCCUUCAUUCCUGGAUUCCCCAACUCUCUCCUCCAAAGGGUCUCUUUGCUUAUCUUGCCUACUUUGGGCUAACCCUGGAAACCCAGGCAAUCAUUUUGAUUCAAUAAAAACUACCCUUAA